UAAAGCUGACAUGAAUUAAUAAAUAUAGUAUAAUUCUAUAUGUCCGCCAUAUUUCUCUGCUAAUCCGUCAUAUUAGUUGGAAUUUCUAUUGUUAUAUGUAUCAGGGUUCGCAUGGUAUAUAAGGGGACGAGCUUUGCUACGCUUCACUUCACAUCAGUGUCUCCGAUUUACCUGUGCGGGUAGCUUCGACAGGUAACACGUACAUCUCCGAUACUAAUUUAUAGGACAUCAAGAAGAAAUGAAAUCACGUUUUGGAACACCACGCAGUGCUCAAAAUUAUAAUAAACAUAUCGUACAGUAGUAAAUCAUUCUAAAUAUAUAUUAUUGGAUAAAUAUAUAUAGAAUGCCUUUUCUUUACGUGAACGUGCGUACAUUUGCAGUAAAUAUGUCAAAACUAUACAAAAAUGCGGACAAAUAUUUUAUCUUUUAUCUAUUGAUAAAGUGGAAUAAGCAAAGAGUAUACAAUCUAUACCAUUCACAAUUACUUCAAGUAAAAGGCAAAGACAUAAAUACUACUGUACUUAUAAAAAUGGCAUGUAUGCUCGACAUGAAAACGCAUCGAAUGCGGACGACUAUUUACAUGUACCUGGGCCUACUCGUAAUAUCUGUAAAGGACCGCAGAUGUACGUGUACACUUGUCGAAAAUACUGUAAGUAGUAGUAAAACUCCCUUUAUUUGCAUAAUCCAUGAAACAAAACGAUAAACUCCAUUUGCAUUCCAACAGUAAACAACAUUGUCCAUUGUACAGACUGCGACACACUUAGCCCGUGCCGAUCAGCUAUCUUCAAUCAGGGGAAGUAUCAGAGUAUAAUAUUUACCCUGUAUUGUGCAUGAAUCCGUAUACCAUAUGAUUUACUGGUCAGAGUAUUGCAGAUUUAUAAAUCAGGAAAUCAUUUCGGUACAUAAAUUUGCAUAUACAACACUAUACGAGUGUAUGGGAUGAGAGAGAGAGAGAGAGAGAGAGAGAGAGAGAGAGAGAGAGAUAACAACGAGAGAGAUAACUACGAGAGGGAGAGAGAACCGAUGAUCUUGAUAUAAUCGUGCUCUUAUUAAGACAAAUGAUAUCGUUAAUUCAAUAAAAAGAGAACAGUACUAGUAACUCAAUAUUGCUCUCAUUAAUUGAUAAUACAGAUUUAUUUGAUUCAUUUAAAGCACGCAAUAAUUAAAAAUUAAACAUAUUUUUAAAUAAUGUUAUUUUCAAUUACUUCAUUUUAUGCUAAUUUGGCGCUCAAUAGAUCUUAUAUAUCUAUGCCAUUUUGCGUUAUUACAUUCUGCGUCUAACUCGACUCAAAUUGUACUAAUGCAAAAUGUAAUAAUCGAGUUUAUCAUAUUAUGCGUCGUUAUCAAACAUCAAGGGGAGUGGACAAGAGUGUCUGUCACCCACCUUUAAUAACAAUAUCCAAUUUUUGUUAGUUUGUAAUGCAAAUAAAAGAUACAUUGAGUGACAACCCCUCCCCCACUUACCCCAGCUUGAAAGUUCUGAUAUAAUAGUAGAAGACACACACCACCACCAAUUAAGAAAAUGAAGAUAUGAGGCACUCAUAGUAGAGGACUCUAACCACCCCAUCCGACACCCAACGAUUGAAGAAAUGAAGUGUAGGGGGAAAUUAUUGAGGUAGUCAAAGUAAAAGACUCUUUAACCCUUCACCCCCACAUUAGGACUUUGAACAUCGGACAAAACAUCUUGGUUUGUUUGAGUGUUUUGUUUUAUUUUAUUGCUGUUUUCGUUCAUCUUUUUUAAUUAUUAUUUUGAAUGGCAAGAGAUUUUGAAGAAGCCAAUUUUCCAUUUUUGCCCCUGUUGUACCCCCCCCCCCCCCCCCCCCCCCCCAUGAAAAAUGACGAUACAUGUCUGGUUAUUACAUGUACAUUUUGCUUUGAAACACAUGCAUGUAUACUAAUUGUAUGGUGCAUGUAGAAUUGCACCCUUUACCAAGUUUUCCUUCAUUUACACAGUGUAAGGAAUGGUAAACCAAAAUCACAAAACAAAAUGCAUAAAGACCAAGAUAUUUUCAAGCGUAGGAACUUCAUUCAUGAAUACAUAAAUACAUGUAUUCAGAAAAAUCGCAUGCAUGCAUUGCAGGACUAUAGCAUUUGUGUGUUUUAACGUUUCUGUAACAUGCCAUAAUGAUUACUUUGAGGCUUGAGUGUAAUUUAUUCAAAAAUAUUUUCAUUUCGUAGAUCUGGCGCAAUGGCCAUACCGCUGUACGUAGAAAUUUCAAAUUCAAAUGUAUUCGAUAAGAUGUUAGCAUGCAUAAAUCAGUAAAAUUCGUGUUGAGGUUUUAUUUGAUAUGAUACAAUGUCAAUAUACUGCAAUGCAUUAGUAGGAUAUGUAAAAGUCAAGCGUAUAAACAUUUUCUUUUUUCAUUAUCAGUAUCAAUAUCUAUAUGAUCACGAAAAAACAUUAUAUAAUUUAUAUCCGGAUUCAUUUAUACCGAUUUAGAUAUCAAUAAAAACAAAGCUGCAUAGUUUGGGAGAGGGGUUUCGAAUGAGUCUGAUGAAAUUUAAAGAAGGAACCCAACAUUUGCAUUCAAACUAGAUGUACUUCAAAAUGAAUUCAUUUCUGCUCUGACUGAAAGCAUGAUUCUAAAUUCGGGAACGAAUCUUGCAUACAAAAUAAUUAAUAGGGGAACACAUAAAUUCGAGCUCCUUUGGAAUUUAAUGAAAUGUAGAUAUGCACCUCUCUUUCAACACGAAUUGAUAUGUUGUUUCAGGCACGAAAACAGGGGGUUGGGGUGGGCAGGAAGACUGGCCUGCUUUUCCCACUUUUUUUGACAAUUUACUCUUUUCCCGUUAUUCUAACAUACAAAGUCAGUAUUUUCUACAUGCACAGUUUUCUUUUUUUAAAAUUUGUAAUGAAUUCAAUUAUAAGCAUCAACUCCUGUAAGUUUCCAAUAUAUUGUCAAUCACAAAUUUUUAAAUAGCUGGAAAUUUUUAAUGCUUGUAAGCUUACAUUUAUAUAAGUGAUCAAUUUUCUUUCCUUCUGUGAAAUGAUAUAUUAUAAAUCGAAGUAGGACGGUCGCUCUCUCUCUCUCUCUCUCUCUCUCUCUCUCUCUCUCUGAAUAUGGACAUACAGAGACCGUAAAUAAUUAUGUGGUUCCAAAAGAGACAACAAAACUAUAUUUUCGUUUAUAAAUUUCCUUUCAUAUGUGUCUUUGUGUAAUGAACUGUUUAUUAUGGAUUGCAAAUGUAAUACACGCAUUUGCACACAGAUGUAUAUUUUCGAUCAUUAUUCCCUUAUUUGUAUAUCCAAGUUUGUAUAUGAUCAUCGAGAAAUUUUGAAUUGUGCACGCAAUAUAUCCAACCAGAUAUUAGAUUCCCCAUUUCUAUAAACUGCAAAACCUCGACCAGACAAGCAUUCAAUACAGGAAAAAUUUUCGACUCUGACAUCUCCCCUGAUUGAAGACACACUGUUUGGCACGGGUGAAGUGUGUCGCAGUCUGUAUAAUGGAAUGAGAACGUGUUGUAAAGUUCUAACGAGAUACAAAUGGAGUUUAUCAUUUUGUUUCGUUAAUUUAUCAGAAUAAAGAGAAUCUAAUAUUUUCGGUAAGUGCACAUCUCCGAUACCUGUUGAAUAGACGCCCGUAUUUGAUACUUUUUUUUUUAGCGAUUAUACCUUGUGCAUUGCAUAUUAUGCAUAUGGCCUGCACCUUUAUUUUGCAAGAAUUGAUAUAAAUAAUAUAUUUUAUGCUCUUUGCCUAUUCCAUUCUAUCAGUAUGUAAUUGGCAAAUGAUUUAUCCGCAUUUAUUUUAUUAGAAAAUGCAAAUACUUGCAUGCACUUGCAAGUAUGCAAGAAAAGUUUUUUUUGUUUUUUUUUUUGUAUUUUUGUCUAACUUAUCUAAACUUCCAGAAUGUUGCGUUAGUAUACAAUCAACAUUUUGUAAUUUUGAGCAAAGCAUAAUGUUUUAAAAUGUUAUUUUAUUUGUUUCUCAUUCCCUAUAUAUUACUAUCGGAGAUGUGCACUGGUCGAGUCCACCUAGAAAAAUCACUCAGGUGUGAAAAUCACAUUUGGGGUAUAUACGGGUAGAGUAAAUUAGGCUACCUGAGAGAAAUAUGGCGGAUAAGAUGAGAAAAGUGUACGUAUUUAUUAAUUCAUGUCAGCUUUAAGGAUGAGUCCAAAUUAGUCAUAUAUUUUGAUGUUUUAAUGUUAAUACACCUAUUAUUUAAAGCCUUUUAUCAGUGUAUGCACUUUUGAGGGCAGUGAAGUUUUAAGAACACAUCUUGUUGGUGAACAUUAAAAUUUAGAUUAGAUAUUCAGAACAGGAUUUUUUUUUUCUAGAUUUCAUAGCUCAUGGAAGUAGUGAUACUUUUUCACUAAUAUUCAGGUGAGCGAUAAGGCCUGUGGGCCUCUUGUUUAGGAGUUCUCGCGACAUCCGUUAAUGACUUGGAUAUGUCACCAAGAUCCUUUUGUAUCUGCUUUUUCGGUCAUUUUGAUUACACAAAUCAAGGAUCACAGUGUCACAAAUAUACAGUAUGUCUAUGCAAGUACUCAGUUACAUUUGGCACAUGUAGCGUAAACACCGUCGCGGUGGCCGAGAGGUUAGAGCGUUCGCCCCGCAUGCGGAAGACCCGGGGUUCGAAUCCCGGCCGCGUCACACCUAAGUCGUUAAAACAGGUAGUGACAGUUCCAUCGCCAAACGCUCGGCAUCAGGUGUGAAUGUCACGGGUCCUCGGAGAUGACCUUAAAAACGGAUGACCCGUGUCACAGUAGGUGUGGCACGCUAAAGAACCCUCACUGCUCAAUGGCCGUACAUAGGCCUAAAUUUGAAGGCCUUCACCGGUCUUGGUGACGUCUCCAUAUGAGUGAAAAAUUCUCGAGUGAGACGUUAAGCAAGAUACAAUCAAUCAAUCAGUAUAGCAUAAACUAUUUCAAUCAUAGUUUAAAUCAAUGCAUGAAUCCAGAACGACAUCAGGAGGGUGAGCAGAAAUCAUAUCAACAAAGGAUCGUCAGUUUUUCGGAAUUACUCACAUUUUAUAGCUAAGAUUUUAGCGAAACAUGAUCUCAACAUCCUAUAGCACUCCUUUGAUCUUCUAGAAAAUUUCUGGCAACCCACCCCAAGAUUUAAUAGAUGGUUUUUUUCACUUAUCUGUACGAGCUGUUUUGUGACUGACCACUUACUACCAAGGGCGCUUAACUCUUCCUUUUGUUGAGUAGCUUCUAAAUCAGUCUGAAAAUUCAAUAAACUUGAGUGACUGAUGGAUUUAGAUACAUAUAAUGUGUAUGUUAAUAUAGCCCUUUAAUUGGAAUUCCCAUGGGCACGAAUAGUUUAUUUGCCAAUUAUCCACAUCGUAAGCGGUAUUAUUUUUGUGGAUGUAAGCGACAACCGGAAGCAGGACAUCGCACCGGACAAACAACCACGAUUGUGACGAUAUAGCGUUAACUAUAUCUCAUCAAAUAACUAUGCCAGUGAAACAUUGCUGUUAUGGAAAUUGUAUUAGUGACUCUAGAUAUAUCGGUAAACGACCAGAAAUGAAUGGUGUCUUCUUUCUACCGUUCCCGAAACCAAAAACACAGUUCGAAAAGUGCCAACGAUGGGUUCGGCUUUGUGGGCGAAAAUAUUUUGGCGUGGAAAAUAUAACCAAGGACACCUAUAUUUGUUGUAAGCAUUUUGUGGGUGAGAAGGGGCCUACUACAUCUCACCCAGAUCCCUUGCCAGCCGCAGCUACGGAAUUUGAACGGAAAAGAUUAUUCAGUAAACGCAAGAGGAAGGCUCCUUCAGAAAGAAAGAAUGAAACACCUGUUACUAAAAGUAGAAAAAGACUUAUUUAUGAGGAACCCGAGGAAGACUUGACCCAGGAAGCAGACUUAAAUGAAGGCAUCGAGUCUAAUCACCAGGAAUUUGGAACAUUUGACCAUAUUUAUUCAAAAAAGAAACCAGAGACAGGGGAAUUUAUUACAGAGCCAGAGUCUGAAGAAACUGCAACUUCAAUCUUAUGGAUGCCUGAAGCUGAUGUUUAUAUAGACCUUACAGAAGAUGUUACAGUAGAGGUGACAACAUCUUACUGUGAUUCACAGACUCAAACUGACGAUAAUGCUAUGGUUACCAGUGUCGAUACAAAAGAAAUAGAAGUGCAGACAGAAAUUUGUUUGGAUAACUUAUGUGAAUUUACAACUGAAGAUUUCCAGAAACACACCAAUAUCACAAGAAAGUUAUUUAUGAAAUCAGUGCUCAAAGAUGACGAAUCUUGUAAAUUCUACACAGGACUGACAAUAGCAAUGCUCACUUAUGUGUUCACAUGGCUGCAAAAGAAGGCAGAAAAACUCAACUACUGGAGAGGUCAAGACACAACAGAAUCUAAAACUAACAUUAAAGUUGGACCGAAGAGGAAACUAACAACUAAGGAGGAAUUUAUCAUAACACUUGUUAGACUGAGAAGAGGCUUUGAUGUGGAAGUAAUAAGUGAUUUAUUUGGAGUGCACCCAUCUCAAAUAAGUAGAAUUUUCACAACUUGGAUCAAUUUUUUGUACGCAGAAUUGAAGUUUCUUAUUUCAUGGCCAUCCCGAGAACAAAUUGCUUCCAAUAUUCCAAAGGCAUUCAAACAUUUUCCAACGACAAGAUCAAUUAUAGACUGCACAGAGUUCUUUGUACAAAAGCCAAGUCUGCCCUCUUCUCAGCGUGUAACAUGGUCUCAGUACAAACAUCACAACACUUUUAAAGCACUAAUUUCAAUUUCACCUACUGGAACUUUCACCCUUAUUUCCAAAUUAUUCACAGGAAGUAUUUCAGAUCGUCGCAUUGUUGAAGAGAGUGGCUUUUUGGAGAAAAUAGAGCACGGUGAUGACAUUAUGGCUGACAGGGGUUUUUUAAUACGUGAUAUGUUAGCCAGACGAUCUGCCACUUUAAACAUACCACCGUUUUCUAUGGGAAAGCAGUUGAGUAGUCGUGCCGUAACAAAGACACGCAGAAUUGCAAGUGCUCGCAUUCAUGUGGAGCGUGCAAUAGGCAGGUUAAAAACAUUCAAAAUUUUGCAAGGAGUUAUGCCUCUUAAACUGCAUGCAUUGUUUGAUCAAAUUGUAGGUGUGUGUGGAGUGUUAUGUAAUUUAGAUACACAACUAGUGAAGUAAAGUUAAUAAAUUAAGAAAUGCAAAUUGACCAAUAAAGUUUCAUCUUUUUAUUGUGACAUCAUCAUAUAUUUGUAUGGUUAAAG
Ostrea edulis (European flat oyster) is the source of this 7146-nucleotide messenger RNA. RefSeq lists its product as uncharacterized. The transcript is spliced from 4 exons. The record is from RefSeq and is a predicted model, not a curated record. The coding region runs from base 5399 to 7063 and encodes 554 amino acids. NCBI's taxonomy places the organism in Eukaryota, Metazoa, Mollusca, Bivalvia, Ostreida, Ostreidae.